Molecule: messenger RNA, 2778 nt
Organism: Vitis riparia (riverbank grape)
Lineage: Eukaryota; Viridiplantae; Streptophyta; Magnoliopsida; Vitales; Vitaceae
Product: xyloglucan galactosyltransferase KATAMARI1 homolog
Exons: 1
Coding region: 552-2384 (610 amino acids)
Molecular function (GO): glycosyltransferase activity
Source: RefSeq, a predicted model, not a curated record
CUUACACCAAUUUCCCCUGUGAGCGAACGCCAAUGGUCUGAUCCAUUUGCAGACAUCUCCGUUUCCCAUGUAAGGCCUCUCUUUCCCUCUCUCUCGAUUCUUCCAUUAUCGUCUUCGUCUUCUCGUCGUGAAUCGUUCAAUCGGGUCCGUUAGUCGAACGAACUCGCUGUUUUUGGGGAUUGUGAUGAAAUUCAGGUGUUUUUUGCUGUAGCUUCUAUUCUCACAAACGCAUUCUCUCAGGUGCUUUUUGGUGCGUGUUUGAUUAUCUUGUUUAUGUAUUGAUCUCCGAUCGCGAUCCGGCGGUCAAGGUCUGAUUGGGAAUUCUUUUGGUUUUGUAUUGUGUAUUUUUGGUACUGAUUUCAGAACUGGAGCUGAACUUGGGUUAGGCUAGGGUUUGGAUUUUUGUUUUUUCUUUCCCUUUCUGUUGUUGUGUAGUUGGUUUAGAAUUGUGUUGUGAAUGUGUAUGUGGAAUGGGGGUGAUUUGGGUUUAGGGGUUUUGAAUUUGGGUUGAUAAGAUAGGAAUUUGGGGAGUGUUGUUAGGUUGGAAUCUGAUGAGACGUCGUCCAACGACGACUAUUCUGCCUGACCAAAUGGAUAAGGGAAUGCCCAAGAAUCAGCAAACCCGCCUCUGUUUCUUAGCUUCAUUGUCCGCACUUUUCUGGGUUUUGUUGCUGUACUUUCAUUUUGUUGUGCUUGGCAAUAGUAAUGUUGAUGAAUCUGUACAACUGACCACCAUUCCUGUUGCCACUCAGUCGCACAUUACCAGUGUGAUUACUUCCCCGCCAGAAGUUACCAAUUUGGCAAAAUCCCCUUAUCCUGAAUUGAAUAAGGAAACCUCUCUUGCUCAAUCGAGUGAAGAAAAGGAAACCUCUCAUGCUCAAUCGAGUAAAGAAAAAGAAACCCCUGAUCUGGAAAUGAAAAAAGAAAGCCAUGAUCGAGAGCUGGAUAAUUAUCCCUUUAUGAGAGCAUUGAGAACUGUUGAGAACAAGAGUGAUCCAUGUGGUGGAAGGUAUAUUUAUGUUCAUGAUCUUCCACCUCGGUUUAACGAGGAUAUGCUGAAGGAGUGCAAGAGUCUUAGUCUUUGGACCAACAUGUGUACGUUCACAAGUAAUGCUGGGUUGGGUCCUCCACUUGAGAAUGUUGAAGGUGUGUUCUCCAAUACAGGGUGGUACGCAACCAAUCAGUUUGCUGUUGAUGUGAUAUUCAGCAACAGGAUGAAGCAAUAUGACUGCUUGACAACGGAUUCUUCUAUUGCUGCUGCAAUUUUUGUGCCCUUUUAUGCAGGAUUCGAUAUUGCACGGUAUCUUUGGGGCUAUAAUAUAUCAGUGCGGGAUGCAGCUUCACUCGAUUUGGUUGAUUGGCUUAUGAAGAGGCCAGAGUGGAAGAUUAUGGGAGGGAAGGACCAUUUUCUUGUUGCAGGAAGGAUAACAUGGGAUUUUAGGAGACUAACUGAUCUUGAAUCAGACUGGGGUAAUAAACUUUUGUUUCUGCCGGCUGCAAAGAAUAUGUCAAUGCUUGUUGUUGAAUCUAGCCCUUGGAAUGCAAAUGAUUUUGGCAUCCCUUAUCCAACCUACUUCCAUCCGGCAAAGGAUGCUGAUGUGUUUAUUUGGCAGGACAGAAUGAGGAAGUUGGAGAGGAAGUGGCUUUUCUCUUUUGCUGGUGCACCACGUCCUGGUAACACAAAGUCAAUUAGGGGCCAGAUCAUCGAUCAGUGCAGGACGUCCAAGGUUGGCAAACUUUUGGAAUGUGAUUUUGGGGAGAGCAAGUGCCAUUCACCAAGCAGUAUCAUGCAGAUGUUCCAGAGUUCUCUUUUCUGCCUACAACCUCAGGGUGAUUCAUACACCCGAAGAUCUGCUUUUGACUCAAUGCUGGCCGGGUGCAUACCUGUCUUUUUCCAUCCUGGUUCUGCAUACACACAAUACACUUGGCAUCUUCCGAAGAACUUUUCAAGUUACUCAGUGUUCAUUCCGGAGGACGAUAUUCGAAAAAGGAAUGUCAGUAUAGAGGAAAGACUUGGCCAAAUUCCACCUGAGCAGGUGAAGGCGAUGAGGGAGGAGGUCAUAAGUCUGAUUCCAAGGUUGAUAUAUGCUGAUCCUCGCUCUAAACUGGAGACUCUUAAGGAUGCCUUUGAUGUAGCCGUACAAGCAGUGAUUGGGAAGGUUACAAAGUUGAGAAAGGACAUUAUUGGGGGUCAAACAGAUGAUAAUUUUGUGGAGGAGAACAGUUGGAAAUAUGAUUUGUUAGAGGAAGGACAACGAGAAGUGGGACCUCAUGAAUGGGAUCCUUUCUUCUCAAAACCAAAGGACCAGAAGGGGGAUUCUGGAGGUUCAUCUGCAGAGGCAGCUAAAAAUUCCUGGAAGAAUGAGCAAAGACAUCAAUCUUGACCGCUAGGCAACGAUUCAUGGAUUAGGAGUUCUAGUACUAGAGAUGCCUAACAACUGGAAACAGGAGCCUAAAACAAGACUCUCUGCUACAAAUCAGGGCUAGAAGGCAGGUAUGAACUCACCCAUACAAGUGAACUUACCAGGUUGUGAAGCCCCCCAACCUUGUCUAAACUCAAAAGCAUAGAAACAUAUUUUCUGCUUCUAAUAUAUUUUCUUAUAGGAUUUUUGUUUCUCGCCUUAUGUAUUUUGUUCAUUAUUUUUUUUGUAAUGCAUUCAACACAUGUACUGCUGCAUAGUUGAGAUUUCUUUCAUCAUUUCAUGUACGGAAUGCUCUUAUCCCAGUCAAGUAUACAGGAAGCAAUAUUGAGUUAUCAAAGCUUUAUUGAUAGUCAAA